UUUUAUUUAAAAAUUUACCACUAAUGAAACACAAUUAACAACUUCCAAAUGCACAUAUGAGAAAACAUUGGACACGAUUUGUUAAGACCUUUUAUAAUCAACCAGCUGCAAAAAGAAGAAGAUAACUGAGAAGGAGAACAUUGGCCUUAUCCUCAUCUCCAAGACCAGUUGAACUUCUUCGUCCCGUUGUUAGAGGAUAGACAAUAAAGUACAACAGUGUUUAGAAGCUCGGAAGAGGAUUCUCAUUGAUUGAAUUAAAGGAGGCAGGACUUAAUGCAGCAUUCGCUAGAACCAUUGGAAUUUCAGUGGAUCACAGAAGAAGAAAUCUAAAUUAGGAGGAAUUGAAUAACAAUGUGAAGAGAUUGAAAGCAUACUUAUCUAAAUUGGUUCUAUUUCCAAGAGUGGCAGGCAAACCCAAGAAUGGAGUUGUGAAAGAUUCAACAAAUGAGGUUGUGGCAUAGCCAGUGGCUUAGAACACUAACCCAGAGGUAAUCACAUUCUAAAGAACUCCAAAACGAGAGAAAGCUACAGUUAUUUCUAAAGAAUUAAGAGCUAAGAAUGUUUAUAGAAGACUCAGAUAAGAGUGGUACAAUGCUAAAUUUGUUGGAGUAAAGGAAAAGAGAAAAUAAGCAAAAGAAACUAAAAAGUGAUGCAUUUAGUAUAAUACAAUAUUAUUUAUUUACAAUUUAUUUAUUAA
Molecule: messenger RNA, 697 nt
Organism: Paramecium tetraurelia
Lineage: Eukaryota; Ciliophora; Oligohymenophorea; Peniculida; Parameciidae
Exons: 3
Biological process (GO): translation
Cellular component (GO): cytosolic large ribosomal subunit; ribosome
Molecular function (GO): RNA binding; structural constituent of ribosome
Source: RefSeq, a predicted model, not a curated record